Molecule: messenger RNA, 3696 nt
Organism: Rangifer tarandus platyrhynchus (Svalbard reindeer)
Lineage: Eukaryota; Metazoa; Chordata; Mammalia; Artiodactyla; Cervidae
Source: the annotation of a GenBank genome assembly
AUGGACAGAGGAGCCUGGUGGGCUAUGCUGCUGUUAGCGGGGCCUGGGGGCUGCCUGAGCCGCCAGGAGCUCUUUCCUUUCGGCCCCGAGCAUGGGGACCUGGAGCUGGAGGCCGGAGACGACCUCGUCUCUCCAGCCCUGAAGCUGAGCACCGCGCUCCACUUCUUCGACAGAUCCGACAUCGACUCGGUCUACGUCACCACAAAUGGCAUCAUUGCCAUGAGUGAACCCCCAGCCAAAGAAACCCACCCUGGGCCCUUCCCACCAACCUUUGGAGCAGUCGCCCCUUUCCUGGCAGACUUGGACACAACAGAUGGCCUGGGGAAGGUCUACUAUCGGGAAGACUUGUCUCCCUCUGUCACUCAGCUGGCUGCAGAGUGUGUCCAGAGAGGGUUCCCAGAAGUCUCUUUCAAGCCCAGUAGUGCGCUGGUUGUCACUUGGGAAUCCGUUGCUCCCUACCAAGGGCCUAGCAAGGACCCCGCCCUGGAAGGCAAGAGAAACACAUUCCAGUCCAUUCUGGCCUCCUCUGAUUCCAGCACCUAUGCCAUUUUCCUUUAUCCUGAGGAUGGUCUGCAGUUCUACACGACGUUCUCAAAGAAGGAGGAGAACCAGGUUCCUGCGGUGGUUGCUUUCAGCCAAGGUUUAGUAGGAUUAAUAUGGAAGAGUGACGGAGCUUAUAAUAUAUUUGCUAAUGACAGAGAAUCAAUUGGAAAUCUGGCCAAGAGCAGCAACUCUGGGCAACAGGGCAUCUGGGUGUUUGAGAUUGGGAGUCCGGCCACGGCCAGUGGCGUGGUCCCCGCGGACGUGAACCUGGGACUGGAUGAUGGAGCAGAGUACGAUGAUGAGGAGUAUGACUCAGUGACGCGUCUGGGCCUGGAGGACGUGGUUACUACAUCCUUCCCUUAUGAGGCCCCAAGAGGGGGAGACGGUGGCACCUACAACACGCCCAGGGACCUCGCCCCCCGCCGCAUGGCUACUGAGAGACCCCUCACACCUCCCACGGAGAGGACCAGAUCUUUCCAGCUGCCCGGGGAGAGGUUUCCCCAGCAGCAGCCACAAGUCAUAGAUGUGGAUGAAGUCGAGGAAACAGGAGUUGUGUUCAGCUACAACACGGACUCCCGGCAGACGUGCACCAACAACAGACACCAGUGCUCUGUGCACGCGCAGUGCAGGGACUUUGCCACCGGCUUCUGUUGCCACUGUGUUGCUGGCUACACGGGGAACGGCCGGCAGUGUGUUGCAGAAGGUUCCCCUCAGCGAGUUAACGGCAAGGUGAAAGGGAGGAUCUUUGUGGGGGCCAGCCAGGUUCCCAUUGUCUUUGAGAAUACUGACCUCCAUUCUUACGUGGUCAUGAACCAUGGGCGGUCCUACACGGCCAUCAGCACCAUUCCUGAGACUGUCGGGUACUCUCUGCUUCCUCUGGCCCCAAUUGGAGGCAUCAUUGGAUGGAUGUUUGCAGUGGAGCAAGAUGGAUUCAAGAAUGGCUUCAGCAUCACAGGCGGGGAGUUCACCCGCCGGGCUGAGGUGGCCUUCGUGGGGCACCCGGGCAAGCUGAUCAUCAAGCAGCAGUUCAGUGGCAUCGAUGAGCACGGACACCUGACCAUCAGCACGGAGCUGGAGGGCCGCGUGCCGCAGGUCGCCUUCGGCUCCAUGGUGCACAUCGAGCCCUACACAGAGCUCUACCACUACUCACGGCAGGUGAUCACAUCAUCCUCCACCCGGGAGUACACGGUGACGGAGCCCGAACGAGAUGGCACUGCCCCUUCGCACGUCCACACUUACCAGUGGCGCCAGACCAUCACCUUCCAGGAGUGCGUCCAUGACGACUCCCGGCCGGUCCUGCCCAGCACCCAGCAGCUCUCCGUGGACAGCGUGUUUGUCCUGUACAACCAGGAGGAGAGGAUCCUGCGCUAUGCUCUCAGCAACUCCAUUGGCCCCGUGAGGGAUGGCUCCCCUGAAGCCCUUCAGAAUCCUUGCUACAUCGGCAGUCAUGGGUGUGACACCAACGCAGCCUGUCGCCCUGGCCCAGGGACCCAGUUCACCUGCGAGUGCUCCAUCGGCUUCCGAGGAGAUGGACGGACCUGCUACGAUAUCGACGAAUGUUCAGAGCAGCCCUCGGUGUGUGGCAAUCACGCAGUCUGCAAUAACCACCCAGGAACCUUCCGCUGUGAGUGUGUGGAGGGCUACCGGUUUUCAGAGGCAGGAACAUGUGUGGCUGUCAUGGACCAGCGCCCCGUCAACUACUGCGAGACUGGCCUCCAUGACUGUGACAUCUCCCAGCGGGCCCAGUGCAUCUACACCGGCGGCUCCUCCUACACCUGCUCCUGCCUCCCAGGCUUCUCUGGGGAUGGCCGAGCCUGCAAAGAUGUGGAUGAAUGCCAGCCAAGCCGAUGCCACCCCGAUGCUUUCUGCUACAACACGCCAGGGUCCUUCACGUGCCAGUGCAAACCUGGUUACCAAGGAGACGGCUUCCAUUGUGUGCCUGGAGAAGUGGAGAAAACCCGAUGCCAGCGUGAGCGGGAACACAUCCUUGGGGCGGUGGACUCCCAGCGGCCCCGGCCGCCUGGGCUCUUCGUCCCCGAGUGUGACGAUCACGGACACUACGCGCCCAUCCAGUGCCACGGCAGCACUGGCUACUGCUGGUGUGUGGACCGCGACGGCCGGGAGGUGCAGGGGACCAGGACAAGGCCCGGGAUGAGGCCACCGUGUCUGAGUACAGUGGCUCCUCCAGUUCACCAUGGACCCCCAGUUCCUACUGCUGUGAUCCCCCUGCCUCCUGGGACCCACCUACUCUUCGCCCAGACAGGGAAGAUAGAGCAUCUUCCUCUGGAGGGAAGCACCAUGACCAAGUCGGAAGCCAAGACACUGCUUCACGCCCCGGACAAAGUCAUCAUUGGACUGGCCUUCGACUGUGUGGACAAGAUGGUUUACUGGACCGACAUCAGUCACCCUUCCAUCGGGAGAGCCAGUCUGCAUGGCGGAGAGCCAGCCACCAUCAUUCGACAAGAUCUUGGAAGCCCUGAAGGCAUUGCUCUUGACCACCUUGGGCGCAACAUCUUCUGGACCGAUUCUCACCUGGAUCGGAUAGAAGUUGCGAAGCUAGAUGGGACCCAGCGCCGCGUGCUGUUUGAGACUGAUUUGGUGAAUCCCAGAGGCAUCGCAGCAGAUUCUGUGAGAGGGAAUCUUUAUUGGACAGAUUGGAACAGAGAUAACCCCAAAAUUGAAACUUCCUACAUGGAUGGCACAAACCGGAGGAUCCUGGUGCAGGAUGACCUGGGCUUGCCCAACGGGUUGACCUUCGACGCCUACUCAUCUCAGCUCUGCUGGGUGGAUGCAGGCACCCAUCGGGCCGAGUGCCUGAAGCCUGGUCAGCCCAACAGACGCACGGUUCUUGAAGGGCUGCAGUACCCUUUUGGGGUUACGAGCUUCGGGAAGAAUCUGUACUACACAGACUGGAAGACGAAUUCUGUGGUCGCUGUAGAUCUCGCCAUUUCCAAAGAGACGGAUUCCUUCCACCCCCACAAGCAGACCCGGCUCUAUGGCAUCACCUCAGCCCUGUCUCAGUGUCCUGAAGGUCACAACUACUGCUCGGUGAACAACGGCGGCUGCACGCACCUCUGCCUGGCCACCCCAGGAAGCAGGACCUGCCGUUGCCCUGACAACACCCUGGGAGUUGACUGUAUCGAGCAGAAAUGA